Molecule: messenger RNA, 1683 nt
Organism: Maudiozyma barnettii
Lineage: Eukaryota; Fungi; Ascomycota; Saccharomycetes; Saccharomycetales; Saccharomycetaceae
Exons: 1
Coding region: 1-1683 (560 amino acids)
Biological process (GO): regulation of transcription by RNA polymerase II
Cellular component (GO): transcription regulator complex
Molecular function (GO): RNA polymerase II cis-regulatory region sequence-specific DNA binding; DNA-binding transcription factor activity, RNA polymerase II-specific
Source: RefSeq, a predicted model, not a curated record
AUGGAAAUUAAUAAUAAACAAUAUCAGGAAAAUACAGCAAUAUUAUCGCUUGAUACAAGCAGUUCUGAGAAACCUAUCAUGAACUAUCCUGCCCAACCCAUUGCAAGAAUAAAUGUUCCACCGACAGAACAUGAGCAGACGAUGUUUCCAUUUUUGUAUGGGCACGAUAAAUGGCCACAUAAAGUAGAGAAGGCGUUCACGACUGCAUUACGAUUAAUAAUGAAAAGUGGAACAUCAAAGAUAAAGAUCCGUAACAAAAAUUAUGGUAGGAAUGAAUUGAUCUCAUUAUAUAUCAGAUAUGAAACCGGUGAGGUCAGAACGAAGAAACAAAUAUCAUCUCAUAUUCAAGUUUGGAAAAAAUCGAUCCUAAGUAAGGCAUCAAGUAAUAUGAGAUUAACAUCAAUAGAUACAGAAAUUUUAAAUCUAAUUGAAAAGGGAGCAGAACAAAAUAAAGAAUCAUUGGAAAUUUUUUAUUCAACAUUUGAAGUAAUAAUUGAUACACUCUUAAAGGAUACCACAAUUCACAACGGCCCGAAAAAUCCAUAUGCUAGUACUAACCCAAAUGUUACCAAACUUUAUCCUCAACCGUAUAGUAGGAAUUCGUCGUAUGGCAACAAUUACAAUAACAUGGCACCUACUCUAAUAGAUCCACAUAUGGCAGAUUCAAAUGCCCACGGGAUCCCAAGGUACCAAUAUGCUGGCAAUGUAAAUCCAUAUGUAGAUCAGCAGCAUGCGGCGUUUUCUCAGGGAGGGCCUCUAAGAUACACACCUGUUGAGAAUUAUAGCAUGCAGCAAAAUGAUACAGUAAUACGAUACAGCAGUAAUGAUAAUUCUAAUAAAGUGAUUGGUAUUCAGAGAGCAUAUCCCGAAUAUUAUAACGCACCAGUGGAACAAAUGGAAGAAAGAUAUAAACAGCCGUAUCAUGAUAAUCGUACUGGGCAAAUGGCAGGUGCUUAUCGGAACUGGUACCCAGGCGUUCAGCCUAGAUAUCAAUCAGAUUUUAAGGAUGAUAAUCUGGAUGCCCCACCAAUAGGCUAUCCAUCACAGUAUUCCAGUUCAACAGCUUCUUUGACUCCUCAACUUCCUGUUAAUCAACAGUUUACAAAUAUUGAUAAGCAAAUACCUCCAGCGUAUAUUCAACCUGUUCCUAUGUAUAGUGAAGCUGACCGUAUAAAAUUACCACAUCUAGUUCAGUCUAAUACAUUUAUCGGGAACACGACAGGUCAAUACAAUGCAAUGUAUCCAAAUGAUAUUAGAGGUUCCAAUUAUUCGGUAGUUCAAAAUAAGGAUUAUAAUUCUGCUAGUAACACUGCGAAUAACCAAAAUGCUGUGAACUCCAAUGAUGUUUCAAAUUCAACACCAAUGACGAACCCUUCUAUCACAACUUUAAAUACGGGUAAAUUCUCAGAGCAUCCUCAUGAGGAACAAGGUACGAAACCAAUGGCAUCAUUUCAUGAACCAUCAGUACGAUCAGAAGUAUCAUUGACUAAUAAUAAUCAGAUGGUACAUACUGCACCAUACCUGUAUCAAAACUCCCCGAUUCAGCAUAAUUCAUCAAAUAUUCCAAUAAAACAACAAAUGGUAAUGCUACCGACUUAUCCUUAUUAUUCGCAAAAUAUUCCAAGCCAAGUACCGUCAAAAGAAGGAAACUCAGAAUCUUUACCUGGUAUUCAUCCAAAAUAA